GCUGACGCGUGUCCUGCCCCGCAGCGCUCCGGCGCCGGCAGCCGGCCAUGGCCUCCAAGCUGCUGCGGGCCGUGGUGCUCGGCCCCCCCGGCUCCGGCAAGGGCACGGUGUGCGAGAGGAUCGCCCGCAGCUUCGGGCUCCAGCACCUCUCCAGCGGGCAGUUCCUGCGGGAGAGCCUCGGCAGCGGCGGCGAAGCUGGAGUCCUGGCUCAGCAGUACCUGGAGAGAGGUCUCCUGGUGCCCGACCACGUCAUCACGCGCGUGAUGCUGACGGAGCUGGAGAAGCGGCGGGAGCAGCACUGGCUGCUCGAUGGUUUCCCUCGCACGCUGGGCCAGGCCAAGGCUCUGGAUGGGAUCUGCCAGCCGGACCUGGUGAUCAGCCUCAACAUCCCCUUCGAGACGCUCAAGGAUCGCCUGAGCGCCCGCUGGGUGCACCCCGCCAGCGGCAGGGUCUACAACAUGGACUUCAACCCUCCCCACACACAGGGUGUGGAUGACCUGACAGGAGAGCCCUUGGUGCAGCGGGAGGACGACAAGCCCGAGGCGGUGGCUGCGCGGCUCAGGAAGUACAAGGAUGCUGCCAAGCCCGUGAUUGAGCUCUACAAGAGCAGGGGCAUCCUUUACUCCUUCUCUGGCACAGAGACCAACAAGAUCUGGCCCUACGUGUACACCCUGCUGUCCAGCAGGAUCCCCCCCAUCCUCUCAGAGGAGGAGCACUGAACAGCUCGUGCCAAGGACCAGCAUUUCAUUCCCUCGUGGAUUUGCUUCCCAGUGCAGUGCCAGGGCUGUGCUGGGGUUGGGUGAUCGUGAGCUGGGUGAUGUUGGUGGAUACCAGGAUCAGAUCUGUGUUUAGAAGGUCAAGCCUGCUGGAAUAAGGGUUUUUUAUCCCCCUCUUUUGGGGCUGUGGAGUUUUCCUGCCCGUGGUCCAUCCUGGAUUGGUGAUGCUGACCAGGGCAUUGGUCACUCCAGGUUUACACAGCUUUGCCAUGGUGUCCUUGCCAUCCCUUUCCAGCCCCAAUCCCUGGCUGAGCCCACAUGUGCCAUCCUGUUGCUUCACAGGACUGUUUACUGCUGAGGACUCUCUAGGCUGAGGUGGUUUUUUUGGUUUUUUUCUAUAAAUUAUUUUCUAUUAAAUGUAUUUCUCAGCCAAAAAGCAACACUUAGCCCAGUGGCAAUUUGGGGAGCAACGUGGAAAAUGUGUGUGCUCCAAAGCUGAGAGGUGUGAGGCUCACAUUUCCAGCAUUAACACACAUAAAUGAGGCAAAACAUUGGAGGUGAAAAACUCCCCUGUGCCCUUUCAUAGGGAGAGCAGAAUUCCCUGUUAGAAAAAGCUGCUGUGCAGGUUUUUAUGGAAUCUGUGACUGAGCAGGAUCUGGGCUGGGGAUGAGUUGCACUCCUUUGUGCUUUCCUGGUUUAUAGCUUUUAAUACCACCAGAUAGCAAUGUCCUGAGAGUUUCUCCCAAAGAUUUAUCUCCACUUCAGUUUUGGGUAGAAAUCAGCUCAUUCCAUCCUCUGUGCUGCCUUUGUCCCCUGGCCUGGGGGUCCCUCAGCUGUUCCUGCUGCGUUCCCCAGAGAAGUGACUCCCUCCCCACGAAAUCCCUGAGAUCUUUCCUUCCUUGGGCUGCAUCCAGGGCCAUGGCCAGGUGCUUUCCCAUGAUUUACAGCAUCCCUGGAUUGUGUUGGGGCUGGGCUUUUCUCAGCUGGAAGUACUGUCACCCUCUUUUUGUAGGAUGCAGUGACCAAGCAAUGGGGACAAUCCUUGUCUCCUCGAGUUGCCUUAUUUUAUAAACUAUAUAUUUAAGAAAACAAAAUAAAAUAAAAGCAAGAUGUGUAUUUGUAAAGGUUUAAAAACAAACAAACAGCCAAACAA
Messenger RNA from Catharus ustulatus (Swainson's thrush), 1869 nucleotides. RefSeq names its product adenylate kinase 4, mitochondrial-like. The coding region runs from base 48 to 719 and encodes 223 amino acids. Gene Ontology annotation, biological process: nucleobase-containing compound metabolic process. The transcript has 5 exons. Gene Ontology annotation, molecular function: AMP kinase activity; ATP binding; nucleoside diphosphate kinase activity. The record is from RefSeq and is a predicted model, not a curated record. Lineage: Eukaryota; Metazoa; Chordata; Aves; Passeriformes; Turdidae. Gene Ontology annotation, cellular component: mitochondrion; cytoplasm.